CAAAAACAAUUUUCCUUUCAAAUCUUUCAGCAUUCAAAAUUCCAUUCACCUCUGUAUUUACGGAAAACAAUCUUCGAUAUACAAAACAAACUAUUUCAUAUAGAAUAAACAGAUAUUCCAACUGUGUUUAUUAAUAGGAACUUGUAUACAAUUCAUAAGGAGAUCAAAAUUACAUAUAUUACAAACAGUUCGAGACAAUGGAGACAGAAAUUAAUGUAACGAUUAUAUACUGCCCAAAUAAAACGGAAUCUACUCAAAUGAGCGGAACAAGAACGCUUUGAACAAAAGGGACAUCCUGAUGCCUAUAUAGACACACAUAAUAUUACUAUUCAACAACAAAAUAAACAAUUCUAAACUCUAAAACAAUGCCACUAAGGCUCAACGACAACGUAUUCGUAAUUUUGCUGGUGAAAUGGAACGUUCCUGUUGCCCGAAGCCAGUUGAUUUCCAGCCAGUGCCGCGCGCGGCGCCACUGUCGACGGUGGGCGUCGUUACGCGCUCCCAAAUACAAGCCCGCGCUUUUUUCUCUAGCCAUCCGAAAAAAAUAUAUUAAAAAUAUAAAACGCAACGGUAAAAUAUCGAUAUUCUGAAUAAAAAAUCUCGAGUGAUCAAAACGAUCGGUGAUUAUUAUCUGUGUUACGUUCGUAAUCGAUUACGUUUACAAAAUAACGAUACAAAAAUAGUGUUUAUAAGCGUUUUACGGUGCAGAUCGGCAUGGCGGUCGCGUACUAAAUAUUGGGUGUAUUUUCACCGAAUAGACGAUUAUUUCGCUACAUCGGACAACACAAAAGAUGAACAAGAAACAAUUUAAAACUUAAUUAAAAAAGUCUUUUACCAAAGAAAACGAAACAUUCCCAAAGAUAAAACCAAAGACAUGUUGCAAAUAAAGUGCUAAAUUAAAAAAAUACUGUACCGACUCAAAAUGCGUCGAGACUGCCUCAAAUUGAGACUCAGCGAUCCAAGUCCAGGGUCUCUGUCGUUCCACGCCUCAGACUCGGAAGAGGAGAGCUCAGAUCGAGGCAGCAGGAGUUCAAGAAGUGGGAUGGAGGAGCCACAUGUAUUGCCUAUUACUGUGACAGCUGCACAGGACACACGAACGCAUGUGGUGGUGGAAUUGUAUGAGACUGAGAAGUCGUACGUGGAGGCAUUGGAGAUAUUAGUCAAGAAAUAUCUCCAACCUCUAAAAAGUCCGGAGAACGCUGGUCUUCUCGACGCAUUCCUAGUGGACGAGAUCUUCUACCAAGUGCCGGGGAUCCUGAACGUGCACCAGGUCUUUUUGGAACAGCUGAGGCGGAGACUUGAACAAUGGGAUCUGCAGCAGAAAGUCGGAGACGUGUUCUUAGAUGUGUUCACAAAACCAACGGUAAUGGACACCUAUAUGACCUUCAUCAACAACCUGAAGAAGGCCAAGGAAACUAUCAAGACAGCAGCAGCAUCACGACCAGCCUUCGCCAAGUUCCUGGAUGCUAUGGCGAGAGACCAUAAGGGGAAGCUAUCGUUGGACAAUUUGCUCAUAAAACCUGUGCAGAAGUUCCCAUAUUAUAAGCUGUUGAUACAGAGGCUGAUUAAGCAUACAGACCAGUCACAUCCAGACCACAAACUUCUGCUAGAAGCUCAAAAAGAGAUCCACGAUCUGCUAGAACUGAUAAAUUGUACCGAGAGGGAGAGUCUAGAGUUGGAGCAGCAGCAGCAAACGCUACGGGAACUGGAGCAGAUGAUAGAAGGACUAUCCAACUUGGUGUCCUUGGACCGAAUGUUCCUAAGACAUGAGACAGUGACCAUGCCAUCAGCUCAGGGGACGAUAAAGGAUAGAGCCUUGUUUCUCUUCAAUGAUACUCUGCUGAUUACCAGUGUUAAGAGGAGGACGGGAACUAUUAAGAAGCCUACACCAACAUACCAAAGUAAUAUAGCAAGUCAGAUGGAGGGCAACAAGUACAAACUCCUUAUGAGGAUAUCGCUGGCCGAUCUCGAGAUUGUUAAAGCUAAAGACGAAAAUCUAAGGCGGAUUAUGCAUGAGGUGGAAACACUGACGGAGGACGUGAACACACUGACUCAGAUAUCGGAGAGUGUGGCGGCGUUGCACACACAGCAUUUGCAACUGGAGGAGAUAGUCAGGGAGAUGCUGCAUUCGCUGAACAGGCAGCUAUCUGAACGACAGAAUAGUGAUACACAGCUGUGUUAUAUGGAGAUCAGUUUGAACACUUCAAAUGGUCCCGAGAACAUCACAAUAAUUUAUCCUAAAGCAGAGAAAAGGAGCAGCUGGGAGGAAUUGAUAAAUGAGACUAAACAGAAAUUAUGUGUGUACGGUCAAGAGCGUCCAGCCCCAGAGUUUCUGUCACCUGUUCCCAUCCGUAAGACUCGUGCUGGUCUGCAGUUCACUUGCGCCGCUCCUACUCUGCCACCCAAGGGACAGUCUCCUGAUGUCUGGGUUUGCAACAGUGAUGGCUACGUCGGUCAGGUGUGCGUGCUGACUCUGUCACCCAAGCCGCAGGUGACGUCAUGCAAUGGCGUCUGUAACGCACGGAUCCUCUGCGUCGCGUGCGUUCCACCUGCACCUGCACUCACUCGCCAGCAGACUGUCGAUAUACCAAGUACGAGCUCGCUGAACAGCACCAGUUCAGUAAAGCCUGGUAUCAGCAUAUCUGAUCCUGAUGACAGCUGCAAGAAUAUUCGGCUGGAUAGUUCAUCCUCCAGCGAUGAAGAAGACGAUGGCUCUUCAACCAGUGAGAACCAGGACGCUCAAUCAGAACGGAGCCAGGAGUCAGCCACUAUCCGCUUGCACAGCAGCCUGACGGCCAGCUUGGGUAAUCAUCGCACCACGCUGACUCCAAACCACAGCAAGAGUCUGAGCACUCCUCAUACUGGACAGAGCAUCCAAGUCCACCCUGUCAUGAAGUCCAGCUCCAACCCAGCUGUAGACAAGCAAGCUAUGGGGAUUAAUUCUGUAACUGGACGUGCCAUGUUGGGUACACUGUCAUCUCCAGCAAGUCGUCAGUCUUCAGAGGAUAGUGGCACUACUGCCAACCAGCCUACCAUGUGGCUAGGAACUGAGGAUGGUUGUAUACAUGUGUACAACUGCCUGGACAACAUUAGGAUAAAGAAGAAUAAAGUGAAGCUGCAGCACAAUUCGGGGGUGCAUUCCAUUGUUUACGUGGAGGGAAAAGUAUUUGUUGCACUUGGCAACGGCGAUCUAGUCGUAUACUGCCGGGAUAUUGAUGGUUCGUGGACGGAGCGGUCAACGAUCCCGGUGGGCACGGGCAGCAGCCCGGUGAGCAGCAUGCUGCUGUCCAGCGGCAAGCUGUGGUGCGCCACGCACGCCUCCAUCAAGAUCAUCAACCCGCAUACACUGCAGGUGGACGAAACAUUCCAAAUAAGUUCAGAGACGAAGCCGAUCAGCCACAUGGCGGUGGCAGGUGGUACAAUAUGGCUGUCUCUGCACAAUGCUGCCCAGCUCCGCUGCUACAACUCCAGCAGUCGUGAGCAAUUGGCCGAGAUCAAUAUCACGCCGCAAGUUACUAAGAUGUUGCAUGGUUGCGACGAUAUAAUUCGUCAGCACAAAGCGGCGUGUCUUCGCGUGACAGCCCUACUGGCUCACCGUGAUACACUUUGGGUGGGCACCAGUGCUGGCGUGCUCCUCACGGCACCGCUACACAACUCACCCAACCCUAGGACUGGAGCUUUCACUGUUCCUCAUCUGACUGGUAUUACCUAUGGACAUACUGGCCACGUGAGGUUCCUAACGAUCGUAGAGAACCCCGCCGCUCAAAAGCAGCCAGCGAAACAGACACAGACGUCAUUGAAGACAAAGGCAAUAAGUCGCAGGUCGACAAACGCCGAGAAACUACAGAAACAAACUGAGCCAGCUCAGAAUAACAAGGAAACCCUCAUCAUAUCUGGUGGAGACGGAUACGAAGACUUCAGGAGUUCCACCAUGACAGAAGACGCAGGCAGAGAAGAUUCGACCAAUCAUCUCCUUCUGUGGAGGGUCUGAACGAAUUUUGCGGCCUACAGGGUUCUAGAACUUUCCGGCGCACACUGCGCCACGGAUUUUGAGAAUUGACGUUUUGAAUAUUCUUCGUACAUUUCACACGUCAGUGGAAGCCUAAAGGUUUUAUUUUUUAAAUGUUUUCGUCAAUGAAUGUUAGUGUUAUUCCAGCUUUCAUUUGGAAACGUUGAUGUAUGUUAAAAAGUAUAAUAAAUCUUUUUGUGUUUUGCGCUUGUGAGCGUGAUAUGAGAUUAUUAACGUUAGGACAUGAAAUGUCGAAUUUUAUCAAUUUGUCCCAAAUGUAUCAAAAUUAAUUUAAACGUGCAGUAUUAUUAAAUAAAUUGGACCAUCUGUAUAAUGGCCUGUUGCGUACCUUAAAGACGUUUCUAUCAGUGUUUUAGAACUAUUUACAUGUAUCCUACCCAUAUCAAGGCAUAGUAUGUGUCUUUAUAAUAAUAUUAUCGUUGUCUGAGUAGUAGUGAACAGUUACAACUGUUGUAGGCUAUUGAAAUAAUGAUAAAUUUGUGUACCUAAGGGUUUUAGGUCUUCUAAAUUGUUCAUUACUUUCAUCGUCAUAGCUUUCAGAUUUUUCGUUACUCGUGCUUACUAGCUCAAUUUGAUUUUCACUAGACUUUAAUCUACUAGAGAUCUUGGCUUGAUAUAAUAAUAUACAUACUCAUGUGCAACAAGAUUUUCGAUGUUGAUGUCUAAAAUAUUAAUUAAAAUCUAGACUGAUCUCUUCGUCUAUUUAGGUGUAAUCUUUAGAUCUAUCUUUUAGAUUGAAUCUUUCUAAUUCAUGUUUCACAGUUUCUUCUAGAAAGUUGAGAAAGUAAUCAAGGGUAACAUCAGGAAUGUGUUUCGGAAACCAAAAUCAGUCUGUAAUUUAUAUUUUCUCGUUUAGCGUAGUAGUAGGUAUACAUACAACUGUUAUAUUCCGAAUGUACCUUGCCACGUCAUCAAAAUCUGGUCGAAAAAAUUAUAAUUUCAUGAUUGCUCAAAAAAGUUUUGAAAUGUUACCUGAUUUGACAUAUGCGAGCAACAAAUUUUUAAAAUAGGAUGUUUGGAUGAUGUAUCCUAUAUUUAUAAUAUUGCAGAAUAAUAAAAAAGUCGCACUAACAUGCCUG
Messenger RNA from Spodoptera littoralis (African cotton leafworm), 5109 nucleotides. Lineage: Eukaryota; Metazoa; Arthropoda; Insecta; Lepidoptera; Noctuidae. The record is from the annotation of a GenBank genome assembly.